AUGGCUCAGCCGGUACAUGCCCUGUGGGGUCUCCCUGAGAAGAAGACGAAGGGCACGCCACCAAAGUGCUUUAACAUUGCGUCUCGGGUACAGAAGAGCAGCAUCGAGCAGCCGCUGAGCUGCCGUGUUCAUCCCGUGACGGUUCUGAAGAUCCUGGACGCCUACGUCCGGCGACCUGCGGGUGCCACGCGCACCAUCGGCACCCUGCUGGGAUGGAUCAGCGAGGGCAGCGCGGUAGACAUCACUGACAGCUUCCCCGUGCCCCACAAGGACACAGAGGAAGGCGUCGCCAUCGACCAGGACUACCACAAGUCCAUGCUCGAGCUUAGACAGAAGGUGUCCCCGCGCGAGGUUGUGGUUGGCUGGUUCUCCACCGGCGAUGAGAUCAACGCCACCUCGGCCGUGAUCCACGCGUUCUACUGCAAGAAGGAGUCCUCGCAGUUCAACCCAACCGCGGUGCUUCCGGGACCCUUGCACCUCCUCAUCGACACCUCGCUGAAUCAACAGUCCUUCGGGGAGUCCUUCGGCCUGAAGACUUUCGUGAACGUUCGAACGUCUGUUGCCGAGAGCCUCCUGCAAUUCCACGAGGUGCCUUUGCGGGUGCAGACGUCCGCGGCGGAAAA
This is a messenger RNA of Symbiodinium pilosum, 623 nucleotides long. NCBI's taxonomy places the organism in Eukaryota, Dinophyceae, Suessiales, Symbiodiniaceae. The record is from the annotation of a GenBank genome assembly.